Penicillium brasilianum is the source of this 690-nucleotide messenger RNA. The record is from the annotation of a GenBank genome assembly. Lineage: Eukaryota; Fungi; Ascomycota; Eurotiomycetes; Eurotiales; Aspergillaceae.
CUCGGAUGGAUUCAUUUGCCCGGCUUCCAGCUCAAGGACCACGUCUACACGUUCGCCACGGUAUAAAGAGGGGAACGCGCCAUCGGCGUCAUUUAUUUGCCAAUUUCUAUUCCAUACAAUCAUCUUCCCCUGAAGUACACUUCCAGUCAUCAUGGUCCAGAUUACUAUCCCCGAGAACUACGGCGCCGCCAUUGCCGUUGCCCUGGGCGCCAUCCCCGUCCUGGGCUUCGUCCAUGGAGCGAUUACCACCUCUCUCCGCAGAGCCGCCAAGGUCCCCUACCCGCACUGCUACGCCACCGUUGAGCAAUGCAAGGAGAACGCCAAGGCUGAGCAAUUCAACUGCGCCCAACGCGCCCACUCCAACUUCCUUGAGAAUGCCUCCCAGACUAUGCUCUUCACCCUCGUCGCGGGCCUGAAGUACCCCCAGCUGGCGGCGGGUAUCAGUGCCGCUUGGGUGCUCCUCCGCUCGCUGUUCCUGUACGGGUACGUGUACUCGGGUAAGCCGCAGGGCAAGGGCCGUAUGUUGGGCGGCACCUUCUGGUUUGCGCAGGCUGCGCUGUGGGGAUUGAGUGUGUUUGGCGUGGCCAGGGAUUUGAUUUCUUUCUAGAUAAAACUGAGGACUAUGGUCUACUCUAAUGUAUCUGUAUCUUGAAAUUUGCGAUACUUAAUGAAUAGCUUUCUUUAUGGGUG